CUGCACAGAACUGUUUCACUUUGUCACGGUCAACAAGUGUCCUGCCCCAAGAAAGCGCCGCACACACAGUGGAACAAGAGCCAGUUGCUGCGAUUGGUCCGUGUAAAAAGUGCUUCGAAUUGGUAUUUCUUCAAAAGGAAUGUCCAUUUAAUUGCCCAGCAAUUAUCGCUUAACUUGAUAUCCCCUAUUCGGAAAGAAAGCUCCUCUUAGCCAUGGGCAUUGCCUUGAUGUUUCUGCUGGCCCUCUACCAGAUGCAAUCGGCCAUACACAGCGAGAUCAUCGAAACGCCCAGCUAUAUAGAGAACUCGCUGUUGGAAUCGGAGGAAGUUAAUCCCAAGGCAGUGGAAUCUGAUAUUUUGGAUGGCUUAGCCAGCGAUAAACUGGACCAAACUGAGCUGGAGUUUCGCUAUCCCAUCUCGGCCAUUGGCAUUGAUUAUAAUAAAAAUUCCGUAGUAUUACGCUUUCAGAAACACGCCCACAAACCCAACUUCAAGUACGAUCCGGACUACGAUAUCAAGCGCAAGUCUAUGCAGGAUAAUUUUAUGCGUUUCGGCAAGCGGCAGGCGGAGCAAAUGCCUCAGGCGACGGGACCGGGCUACUACGAGGCUGCCAAGCGUUCGGGCAUGGAUCGUUAUGGCCGUGAUCCGAAGCAGGAUUUCAUGCGCUUUGGUCGCUCUCCUUCCGAUUUUAUGCGCUUUGGUCGCUCUCCUUCCGAUUUCAUGCGCUUCGGACGUGAUCCCAGUCAGGAUUUCAUGAGAUUCGGACGCUCCGAUAACUUCAUGCGCUUCGGCAGAAAUAUGAAUUUUCACGAGGAGCUGCGCAGUCCCAAACAGGAUUUCAUGCGUUUCGGUCGUCCGGAUAAUUUCAUGCGCUUCGGACGUGCGGCGCCCAGUGAUUUCGAGCGUUUCGGCAAAAUGGAUUCGAACUUCAUGCGCUUCGGCAAGAGCGUAAAUAGAUCGGGAGCAGGAACUGGAGCCGGAACUGGAACGGAAGGUGGAUUAGCUAGUUCUUCGGAGUCCAAGCAGCUAAAUAAAUUGGAUGGCAAGCAGCAGGGCACUGAGGAGACUAAUCCCGUGGAUAAGGCCAUGUCGAUGCUGUUCAAUAAGCAGCAGCAGCAAGGUCAACAGGGUCAGGGUCAGGCUCAGAGAUCAACUCAUGAUCAGCAGCAAUUGAAAAGCGGCGAGCAAACCGAAUCGGAGGAGCAAUUUUAUGAACCAUAAAUUCUCACACACUCAAAGCUGUAAAUAUUUAAAAUUGGCCAAACACAACUGAAAAUGAUGAUACAAAUAUAUAAAUACACCCUAUAAAUGUUGCAAUAGUAAAAAAAACUAUAAAAAUACAACAAAACUGUACUUUGAAUUUUUAAUAGGGCUGGAUUAAAAAUUCAUUAAAUCUUUGCUCUGCUCAAUAAAUUUUGUCAAGCGAUAAACCAUACAUAAAUUAUAGAUAUUCAAAUCAAAGGUCAAAGGUCACAUUUGAAUACACAGAGACACUACAAUGGCAUAAAAUUAAAUCUAAUAUCGAAAAUUUAAAGUGUUAAAUGUAAUUCCCUAAAAUGCAUGCAAAUGUUGUGAACAAUCUUUUAAAUAAAGACCACUCGCUAACUAAUA
Messenger RNA from Drosophila mojavensis, 1610 nucleotides. It is a transcript of the gene FMRFa, whose product is annotated as FMRFamide-related peptides. Gene Ontology annotation, biological process: neuropeptide signaling pathway. NCBI's taxonomy places the organism in Eukaryota, Metazoa, Arthropoda, Insecta, Diptera, Drosophilidae. The transcript is spliced from 2 exons. Bases 213 to 1220 code for a protein of 335 amino acids. The record is from RefSeq and is a predicted model, not a curated record.